AUAAAAGUCACCGGCUGGACUUUUGAUCAGAAAUGAGACCCACGCAUGGAGGAAGUCCAAAAGUUGCAUCCAAAAGACAUGGUGUCCACCUCUGAAGGACAACUCUACCACAACACUUGCGACUCCUGCAGAACGAGCCUAGAACGUUACAUCUGGUCAGUUUAAACUAUACAUGUUCGUUGCCCAAAGAAUCGAGAGAAAAUCCCUAAUGUCAAUAUUAUGCUGAAAGAUAUAACUCAAAAGAUGAAGAGCACAAAAAGCCUUGAGUAUCCCACGGCCGGGGAAGUUGCUUGUGAUAUCUGCACCGAACCAAAGCUGAAGGCUGAGAAGUCCUGCCUGGUGUGUCUCACCUCAUAUUGUGCGCCCCACUUGGAGAAUCAUUAUUCAGCUAAAAGAUUGAAGGGCCACAAGCUGGUGGAACCGGUGAAGAACUUGGAUGCAAGGGCCUGCCUGACUCAUGGACACUCACUGGAGCUGUACAGCAGGAAGCAGCAGAAGUGCAUCUGUGUUCGAUGUAUCGAAGGAGGUCAAGAGGAAGUUGUCUCGACAGAAGAGGAAUGCCAAAACAAGAAGGCUGAACUUGAGUGGACCAAGACGACAUUACAACAAAGAGUCAUGAUGAGAAAAACAAAGAUGGUGGAGAUCAACAAGGCUCUGAAGAGUUGCAAGGAGCAGCUUGAGUGGUGGGACAUUGAGGCAGUGUUCACUGCUGUGAUUGCCAUAGUGGAGGCAGCCAAUGCAAAAGUAGUGAAACCGCUCCAAGACAGGAGGCAUGUGCUUGAAAAAGAAGCGAAAGAACUCAAAGACGAAUUGGAAGCUGAAAUCAACAGACUUGAGACGAUGAUCGCUGAACUGGACAACAUAUCUGCACUUGAGGAUCACAUCCAUUUCCUACAGAGGUACCCGUCAAUUUCCAUCCAGGAUGAUAUGAAAAACUGGACUGAUGUAAAACUUGACACUUCACUGGCAUUUGGUUCCGUGAGAGGAACCACAACAGCUAUGAUUAAAGAUAUUCAGCAAGAGCUGGAGAAGCUGGUCACCACUGAACUGAAGAGACUCGAAAAGUUCACAGUGGACAUAAAGCUGGACCCAAAGACCGCACACCGACGUCUGGUACUUUCACCUGAUGGAAAGGAAGUACGAGAUGGAGGAGAAAACCAGGAAGUUGCUGAUUCACCAAAGAGAUUCGACGUGUUGGGUAGCGUCAUGGGACUCAACAGCUUGACAGCUGGGAAGGCUUACUGGGAGGUGGAGGUCAACAACAAGACCGGAUGGGAUCUAGGUGUAGCCAGAGGCAGCGCCGACCGUAAAGGGAAACUGACGCUGAGCCCAGAUAAGGGUUACUGGGUUCUGGUACAUUAUGAAGCGGAGAACUACGCCGCCAUGACAGCACCACCCACCUGUCUUUUCCUCGAAGGAAAACCCAAUAAGGUGGGGGUGUUUGUGGACUACGAGGAAGGUUUGGUCUCUUUUUACAAUGCGACAACUCGGUCCCAUAUUUACUCUUUCACUGAGUGUUCAUUCAGAAAUGAGAUCUACCCGUAUUUCAGCCCACACUAUAAACAGGGUGAGAUGAACUCUGAAGCUUUGGUUAUUUCUAUCGGUCAACAUUCAGAAAUGGAUUAAUGGACUCAAUUCUUAGUUCAGCUUCAACUUCUUCACUUCACAACCUCCUGUCACAUCACAUUAACUCAGGUCAAGUCUGAAUUAUCAAUAUGGGCAUUUUUAACAAAGGUUUA
Molecule: messenger RNA, 1739 nt
Organism: Poecilia reticulata (guppy)
Lineage: Eukaryota; Metazoa; Chordata; Actinopteri; Cyprinodontiformes; Poeciliidae
Product: E3 ubiquitin-protein ligase TRIM38-like
Molecular function (GO): protein binding
Source: RefSeq, a predicted model, not a curated record